UUUGAAUACCCAACCAAGCUGUGCAAUGCUUUGCAACAGGCCCUUUACCCGGAAAUGUAUUGUAACUGUCCACGCUUCAGAUUAUAUGAGAGUUGACUUUUCGGCUAUGUCAAUCUCUCACACAUUAAAAGCUUCUCUGCGGUGCAUUCUACGAUUUACCCCGAUUCAAGGAAGGUGAGCCAGUGAAUGAAAUGCGACAGAACGUUUAGAGAAGGAGACCGUAUCAUCCUCAAUGGAGAGGGGAAAAGAGAACUGAAAACAUUGGAAAUCCUAUCGCUACCUGUCCCGGAACCAGGCACGGGCUGGACCGUAACGAUGGGCAUGCUCGCCAUAUCAACUGCAAAGUACAACACGUGAACUGAAUAGCUUCAGCAGUGGACUGAAGAAUCCCAAAUACUGCACAGGCCUAUGCUCAAUCCACAGAUUUCUUUCAUUAACUGGACCAAAGUGUAGCCUUUUGCCUAGCCCAGAUAGUAUAAUCUAUGCGUGUCUCACCUUUGUGUUCAUGUAGUUACAUCAUAACCCUCCUAAAGGUCAUGUUUCAAACUUUAUUUCGCCUGUGCCUGCCACCUCAAACUUGUGUCUGACAGGUUGCUGUUCUAUGCAAAAUUGUGCUCUUUCAGAACGAGCUGUGUGUAAUUGUUGAGUGAAUAAUGUGUCCUGCUGUAUUUCUGUAAUAAAAUUGCAAGACUACUGUAAUUUUGUGCAUAAUGACUAUCACAAUAAACACAUGCACUGAGUGGUUUCACAGAUAAGCCUACACAUAAUGGCCUACAAUAAUCCAUAACUGAACAAGUGGCCUAUGGCAACUACUUUAAAAACCUUUAAAAGUUAAAAUGGUUUUAUUCCAGGCCCAAGUGUGGUAAUUGAAUAGUUGAUCACUUGUGUCUGUCUGUCUGUGUGUGUAUGUGUGUGUGAAAGAGAGAAAGAGAAAGCCUAGCCAUUCCUUUAAUUCACGCACAUCUUACAUUUCUCGCGCUUUGAUUGCUUUUAACAUAGCGUAUGGACCGAAAGCUACUGCUGGCGCAACGCAAUGCCCAGUUCUCCGUGAAGUGCGCGUCAAUUAUGCAUGCCAGAAAAGACUAUCCCGAGCUGAACUGUUUCCUUCACUUAACCGUUUCCUGACCACAGAAAAAAAAAACAUAGUUCAUUAUAGAGACAAAGGAGUCAGAUCCCCAAAUAUAUGCCAUGGGGUAGGUUGCUGUAAGUCUCUUUACCUUUAUAAAUAACGUGAAAAUAAACCCGUUAGGGCCCAUAUCAUCACCAAAGCUCCCAGGCACUUACAAAAGAGGGCGAUAUAAGAACCCAUGUCCUACUUAGAACCAAAACAACUGUGUAGACAAUAGGCUGUAUCCGCUGCCUACUCCAUGAUGAUUGAGCCUUUACCACUAUCUCACAAUUUGUGUGACAGAGGAAACGUUAGGCUUGUGAUGCUACCCCCGUAGAGCAGAUGCUGCCGGCGGAGACUGUGGUGCUGCAACAAGAGACCAGCCGCGGCUCGGCUUGGAUCGGGAUCAGUGCGCAUGCUCCGUCCUUGCCGUUUACUGUAUAUUCACAGUGGAAAAAAGGGCAGGCAACAAAACCAGGGUUUUUUACAGCAAAGUGACUUCUGCUAUGUAAAUAACCUCCAGGGAGACAAAGAGGAAUAUCAACAGGUGUGAUGAGACAAAAGAACAAAGGAUGCCUUAGAAGCGAGGCUGCCAACAAGCGUGGAAUCAGCUUGAAAGCACACCAAAUGGAUAUAUCGCCUCCCCACGCCUUCAGAUCAUGAAACAAAGCUGAAGCUACUAAGUCAUCUAUAUGAUCCCUCCAUCUAUGGCGAACUAUAGCCAUGCAGGGGACCACAACAUCUUGCAGAAUGUCUCUCCUCUCGCCACCUUCCUCAAACUGACCUCUCUGGGGUUCAUCAUCGGCGUCGGCGUCGUGGGAAACCUGCUUAUCUCCAUCCUGCUUGUCAAAGACAAGAGCCUGCACCGGGCGCCCUACUACUUCCUGCUGGACCUGUGCGCCUCGGACAUCCUGCGCUCUGCGAUCUGCUUCCCCUUUGUGUUCACCUCGGUCAAGAAUGGCUCGGCUUGGACGUAUGGCACCCUCACCUGCAAGGUGAUCGCCUUCCUGGGCGUGCUCUCCUGCUUUCACACGGCCUUCAUGCUGUUCUGUGUGAGCGUCACGCGCUACCUGGCCAUCGCGCACCACCGCUUCUACACCAAGCGACUAACCUUCUGGACGUGUCUGGCCGUCAUCUGCAUGGUGUGGACGCUGUCUGUGGCCAUGGCCUUCCCGCCGGUGCUGGACGUGGGGACGUACUCGUUCAUCCGUGAGGAAGACCAGUGCACGUUCCAGCAUCGCUCGUUCCGGGCUAACGACUCGCUAGGCUUCAUGCUACUGCUUGCGCUCAUCCUGCUCGCCACGCAGUUGGUCUACCUCAAGCUCAUCUUCUUCGUGCACGACCGUCGGAAGAUGAAGCCCGUCCAGUUCGUGCCCGCCGUCAGCCAGAACUGGACCUUCCACGGCCCCGGUGCCAGCGGACAGGCGGCCGCCAACUGGCUGGCCGGGUUCGGACGUGGGCCUACCCCGCCCACCCUACUUGGGAUCCGCCAGAACAGCAACGCGGCGGGCCGGCGUCGACUCCUGGUGCUGGACGAGUUCAAGACAGAGAAGCGGAUCAGCCGGAUGUUCUACAUCAUGACGUUCUUCUUUCUGGCACUCUGGGGGCCCUACCUGGUGGCGUGCUACUGGCGCGUGUUUGCCGGAGGCCCAGUGGUGCCCGCUGGGUACCUGACUGCGGCCGUGUGGAUGAGUUUCGCCCAGGCGGGUGUCAACCCCUUCAUCUGUAUUUUCUCCAACAGGGAGCUCAGGCGCUGUUUCAGCACCACCCUGCUCUACUGCAGAAAAUCCAGGUUACCUAGGGAACCCUAUUGUGUUAUAUGAAGGCUUUGGGGGGUUGAUGUUGGAUGUUGUUGUGUUGGAUUGUUUUUUUCCUCCUCCUUCUCCUCCUCCUCCUCUUCUUUAUUCCUCCUCUUAUUCUUCUUCUACUACUUCUUUUUCUUCUUCUUCUUCUCAGUCAUUUCUUCCUUUUUUAUUGUCCCCUUUUAGAUCCCGAUGUGAAUCUCGGGGAUUUGUGUCAUUGUACAGCUCUCCUCUUACUCUCUCCUUCCUUCCUUCCUUCCUUCCUCCCUUCCUUACCCCUUCCCUCCCCUCCUCCUCCUUUGCCUACACCUCCUCCUCUUCCUUGUCCUUGUUACCAUGGCAGAGGGAGAAAAAAAAACUGUCAAUCAAAGGCUUCUCCAAAUGACUGAACAUCAAACAUGGAGUUUGAAGGGAAUAAAAAGAGCAGGAUUCAGAGAAGUCCUCCCAUGUUUAUGUUUUAGUAAACAACCACUUGCUGUUUGAAGGCCACACGCAAAAAGAAAGAAAGAAAAAAAGAAAAGAAACGGAACAUCAACCAAGGACUGGCCACCUUGCUAUGGAUAAUUUUUUUCUGGCAACUUGAGGUUUAAUUUUAGGAAUCAGUGGAAUUGAUUUUUUUUUUCUUUUUUUUUCAAAGUUGCACUAAAGUGAAGAAAUUAAAGAUGCUUUAUGCUCAGAUGCAUUGCAAAGGACGACUUGUUCUUUUUGUUUUUUUCCCAGACUAAGAAUAUGAAUGCUUUUAUUUGCAUCAGACAUCUUAUUCACUGUAAAGUAAAACGAAACACUUUGGGUUGAGAGACAGUUGGAAUACAUCUUCACAAGAGGAUAAAAAUUGAUUUUCAGUAAAUGUAAGUGAUAUCUAUUUCAUUUUUUCCGGCGGGGGCUCCGAGAACUAAUGAUGUGUGGGUUUUUUUGAAGUUGCAACCUAAAUUAUUGUUGUUCAAUGACUCAUUGAGUAUGUCCCUAUUGUCUGACAUCAUUCAUUUUUGUUAUGACAUUUUCUAUCUGACUGAAAAUGAUAAUGAUGUUUGGAUAAAAAAGCUUAACUCUCGAAAACCUUGUGCUACAACAGACAGUGGAAAAACUAGUUAAAUGUGUCAUGUCCAUGUUACCUGAACACUGACGUAAUGCCAGUCUUUUCCGAUACCACUCCAGGUGUUUUUGCCUUAAUGGUUAUGAUGAUCAUUCUGUUUUUCGCUGUCGGCAGGUCGAUACAUUCACUCCGCAAGAGAUCCUGACACGAGAGUUUUCUUUUUCUGUCUCCUCACGUAUAUGUGAAGUGCAUGGUCAUUUAGUUCCUUAAAGAAAAGAUCCCCACGCUCAUAAAACGUCAUUACAGGCCAUAAAACAAUCCCAUUGUUUUUUUGUUCAAUUCUGGAAAAAAAAAAAGUUUGGUCCACCCCCAUUGAGUGCUUUAAGCACUGGAAAGCAUGUGGUGUGUAUGUGAGUGUGCCUGUGCGUGUGCGUGUGUGUAUGUGUUUGUCCUUAAGUCAGACAGCUGUCACGUCAAGACCAGAGCCUUAGUAUGAGAUCUUGCACAAUUUGUAAAAAAUGUAAAAGGAAAAAAAAAACUGUAUUUAAGGCACAGCGUCUUGUUUCUACUUUCCUUACAUUUGCUCUCUACUGAUUGUUUUGAACAACUUACUUUUUUCUCUUGUGGCCAUUUUAAUAUUUAUUCUGUAAUUCUUUUUGUAUAUUAUAGGUAGAUAGUGUGUAAGUUUGUGAGUCUUUCAUUUUGAAGUCCCGGACGUGAGUACUGUUUCAGUUAGGAUUGCAUUUGCUGAAAGUUAUCAGUGUAAUCUGUUGCUUACGUUUUUGAAAAAAAAUAAUAAAAUUUUACAUUUUGCAA
Molecule: messenger RNA, 4759 nt
Organism: Clupea harengus (Atlantic herring)
Lineage: Eukaryota; Metazoa; Chordata; Actinopteri; Clupeiformes; Clupeidae
Gene: gpr85
Product: G protein-coupled receptor 85
Biological process (GO): G protein-coupled receptor signaling pathway
Cellular component (GO): plasma membrane
Molecular function (GO): G protein-coupled receptor activity
Source: RefSeq, a predicted model, not a curated record